Messenger RNA from Pectinophora gossypiella (pink bollworm), 4731 nucleotides. RefSeq lists its product as uncharacterized. The transcript has 3 exons. Bases 3558 to 4664 code for a protein of 368 amino acids. Lineage: Eukaryota; Metazoa; Arthropoda; Insecta; Lepidoptera; Gelechiidae. The record is from RefSeq and is a predicted model, not a curated record.
GUGCAUAAUAUAGACAGCGUACCUAUUACGCGUUUGUGGAAAUCAGUUGGAGACAGAGAAACAUUCUGAGAAAUGGACUUUAGCUUUGCUGGUAUUUGGUCACCAGGUUCGUCUCUAUAUGACUUUGAUUGAUAGCUGGUUAGUGACAGAUUUGUCCUCAUCACUGCAACUCUGAAGACUAGGCUUCGACAUUAUUAGUUGAUCAUCGAUAAUGUUCUUAUCUUAGGUGCAGUUAUUUGCCCUUGAAGUAAACAGAGCCCAAGUCAAGUGAAACUUAACUCCUAAUAUUUACCUUAACAUUAGGUAGGUAUAUCAGUCUCACAGUAUUCAGAGAAGGAACAUUUAUUUAAUAUUUUGAUAUAUAUAAGACCUGGAAUUUAACGCUACAGUUUUACAUAAAAUAAAGUCACGUAGGUCCUACUCAGAACUUAUUCUAUUGUGAACUUUUUUAAAGGUUUCUUAAAUUCAAGUACAAUUACACGUCUGCUAUUAGACUGGAUAACAGGUGGGUUAAUUUUUUUCACAAUUUGGUAUCUAGCUACUUCAUUUUUAAUUGGCCACUUAAAGGAGGACCGGCAAAAUUACAUGGACCCUGGCCUAUGGACCAAUAACGUUAAGCGAUAUGUUGUUGGAAAGGUUUUUUUUAUUUUCUACAACUUUUACUAUGGCGGCAAGUCUCGAAUCGCUGUGGGAAAAACGUUAUGAGCAAAUAAAAUGAAACUUCAUCUCAAUAUCUUUACAGCUUUUAUUGAUUAUAAUAAGUUGUUAUAAAGGAUUUUAACGUGUUAUUUAUAAUUAUAUUAAUGCAUAGUAUUGUCCAUAAUGAUAUCCAUUAAGUGUGCAGCUGGAGGAUUGAACGGUUCAUGCCUUCCUAUACCAAGGUACCAAACUAUAGAAGAUAUAUGAGCACAGCUUCCCACUGUGCGCCUUCCUGUUAGGCAGGUGCAAUAGUAUUGCGAUAUUGUAUUAAGUCCGACUUCAUCUAGGUUAAUUAAAUAUAACAGAAAUAACAAACGUUUGGAGGCAUAUUAUUAUGUUUGCAUUUCUCCGAGUACGUUAUCUCUGGCUACUUCAAUAGUGUACAGACCAUUUUGUAAAUGUUCUGCACAGUAUGAUUUUGCUAAUUUUAAUUGAUACGAUCCUAAUGAAAAUGUCACCAAAUCAUUUUCUUUCUCUUUCUCACACUUUCUCACAUUUGCAUUUAUAGGCAGGAAUGCAAUUCUUUGUCUAUUUAGAUUAUUAUCAUUAUCAUUAGGCACAUUUAUCCGUUGGUCAAUAGUGUUUAAAAUGACGUCAGAGUUAACGUUAUCAGCUAUCGGUUCACUAAGGGCCAGGCCACACGGCGCGGCACCGCACCGCACCGCAUUACUCCGCACCGCACUACCGGCCACACGAGCAGUGCGGCGUCGCAUUAUUCUUACGUCGCCGCUGCGGCACCGCAACAGGCUUGGCUUGGCUUGCCCAGUUGACGACAGUCUACAAUAAACAAUGGAUCGAAAAAGACGUGUGUUGCUGCUAUUAUUACUUCGCCAUCGACGAAAUCGACGUAGAAGCACACGAAGAUCAGUCCAUUUAUUACCUUAAGAAAUAGUGACGGCCUUUUUUUUCUUAAAGAAUAUCGAGAGUUGGUCUUAGACGAAAAGAGGUUUUAUAAUUUUUUUCGAAUGAGUGUGCCCACUUUCGAAAGUUUAUUGGUAGCCUUAGAGCCACAUAUACGGAAACAGUAUACUAAUAUGAGAAAUCCUGUGGAGCCAAUAGAAAUGCUAGGAAUCACUUUAAGGUAAGUAAUAAAAAAAACUUUUAUUAUUUGCACUUCUUUAUUAUUAAUUUUCAAAUCAAUGCCAGGGAAACAUUAUUACUUAUAAACUUGUAAAAUCAAACUCCGUCUGAUCGCUUUCUUGAGACACUUGACUUGGAGAUGGAAUAUAGUUAGAGUUUGAUUGUUCUGUAUUAAACGAACUUGUACUUUGAUAAUUUUUGGUUUGAUACCCAUGCGACGAUGCUUCUUCAUGCUGAUAGGACGAAGAUUGUGGAUAAAUUUGUCCAUAACGCAUAUCUGUGAUUAUUUGCAAUACUUUACUCUGAAACGUGAGAGUCUGAAGAUCGGUACAAAAUACCUUUAAAAAAGUUCAUAUGGCGAUUCUCUGGCUCUUUGAGAGCUUUUAGUGUUUCUUUUUCAAAAUCAUCCAAUUGUUCUGCUUUUCGCUUCCGGUUGACAGGAACAUAGCGAGACGAUUCAGGUACCUAGGAAGCGGAAAUUCGAUAAAAGAUUUAGAAUUCAAAUUCAAACGUGGGAAAUCUACAAUUGCUUGUAUGAUAUUGAGAGUAUGUGAAGCUAUAUGGAAACAUCUUCUUCGAGACCACAUCCCUGAACUGACAACAGACCGUUUGCAAAUGAUUGCAUCUGAUUUUGACGUCAAAGCAAAUUUUCCUCAUUGUAUAGGGGCAAUCGAUGGAAAACAUAUACGCCUAUGUAAUCCAGCUAAUAGUGGCUCAUUAUUUUUUAAUUACAAAUCUUUUUUUCUGUGGUGUUGCUAGCUGUAGUGGACUCGAACUACAAAUUUACUUUUGUUGAUAUUGGCGCAUACGGCAAAGAGUGCGAUUCAACUGUUUUUCAAAAUUCAAAACUAUACCAGUUACUGAUUAACGAGACCCUCUCAUUGCCUACUCCCCAGCCACUAUGUGGUUACAAUAGACCAAUACCAUGGGUGUUAGUGGGUGACGAAGCUUUUGGAUUGAGUAAACAUGUUAUGCGUCCAUAUGGUGGUAAAAAUCUCAAUGUACAACAAAAGAUAUUCAAUUAUCGUCUUAGCAGGGCAAGGAGAUAUGUUGAAUAAAUGUCGCAUUUUUCAUAGACCGAUAAAUGUGUCCUAUAAUUUUGCAACUACCAUUAUAAAAGCCUGUUGUGUUCUUCACAAUUUUGUGGCCGAUCGGGACGGUCUUCGCCCAAGUGAUAAAUUAGCGAUAAUUUGUAAUGAAUUUUGUUCUUUUCGUCAGGAGUGUAUGAAUCGUAUUUAGUAAAUAAAUUUUUUGUAACAUCUUCCCAUGCUUUUGCUUUCAAAUUUUUGUUUUUAAAAUUGUCAUGAGACUUGUCCCACAGUAUUUCCCGUUCCUGUAUCGACGAAAUGAGGUAGUCCACGUCUAUAGAUUCCACAUCGGUACUCAUUUUUUUUAUGAUAUACACGUAAUUAUCAUCAACGAGCAUGCACUCUUGCCUAUGGGCCUGUCCACAUCACCACGGCACGACGUCGUCGCCGUGGAACGGUGCGGUGCCGUGGCGCGGCACGUUGCCGUAACGUGGGAAUUUACGUUGCCGUACCGUAAAAAUGUACCUCACGACACCGCAAAGUUAGGGCCGGGACACAUAAACACGAUACGACGUCGUGUCGUACCACGAUGCGGCGUCGUUUCACGAUGCGACGUCGAAACGAUGCUCGUCGUGGGAAUCUACGACGAGCAUCGUAAAAAACUACGUCGCGACAUCGUAACGUGCCACGAUACACGGCACGACGCCGUCGAUACAAUGCAGGGUGAAUUGUCGCAGUUAAUUUCGAGAAAUGGACCGCACUAGACGCGUCCUGCUCCUGCUGUAUUUAAGAAGAUGGAUAAAGAAAAGACAGAAACUGAGAAGAUACUGGAUCCACCCAUUUCUUUUAAUCAUGAAUAACGGGAGCCACUUUAUACAGAAGUACAAUGCCUUAAAAAUAGAUCACAUCAAGUUUUUUGAUUUCUUUAGAAUGAGUAUAUCAAGUUUCGAAGAGUUACUUGAUCGGAUAACGCCACAUAUAGCAGGAAAAUAUGGCAGAGGCAGACCACCUCUUGAACCUCUCGAGAUGCUGGGAUUAACUGUAAGGUUUUUGGCAUCAGGAAACACCUUUAAAGACAUGCAUUUAAACAACUAUCGUGGAAAGUCUACUAUUGCUAAAACUGUAAAAAUAGUCUGUGGCGCUAUAUGGAAGCAUCUUUUGAUCGAAAAUAUACCGAAAAUAACUACUGAGCGACUAACAGAAAUUGCUGAAAACUUUGACAACAGUGCCAACUUUCCUAAUUGCAUAGGCGCACUUGACGGGAAAUAUAUUCGUAUUUGGAGUCCCAAACAUGGCGGAUCUCUUUUUUAUAACUACAAAAAUUAUCAUUCUGUAUUGUUGUUGGCUUUGGUAGAUGCUAAAUACAGAUUUAUAUAUGUUGAUAUUGGAGCAUAUGGCAAGGAAUGUGACUCAACUGUUUACAAUAAUUCAAAAUUGAAUGAAUUACUGUUAAAAGGACAACUUCCUUUACCAACGCCAAAGCCUUUACCAGGCUCCCAAACACCUUGUCCUGUUGCAGACGAAGGCUUACCAUUGACAAAUAAUAUAAUGCGCCCAUACCCAGGAAAACAUUUGACGAUUCAACAAAGAGUUUUUAAUUACCGUUUGAGCCGAGCAAGAAGAUAUGUAGAAUGUGCGUUCGGUAUACUGGCUAACAAGUGGAGGGUAUUUCAUCGACCAUUAAAUGUUUCUUUAAAUUUUUGCACAAAUAUUAUAAAAGCAAGCUGUGUUUUACAUAAUUUCAUUCUAAACCGUGAAGGAGCUCAAACAUUUGAAGACAUGAUAAUUGAUGAUUCGUUUAUUGAACUACAACAGUCAACGCAAGAGGGUAGAACAAGAGCUACCGACAUUUUCUAAUUACUUUAACAGUGACGUGGGAGCUCUAAGUUGGCAACUAAAUAAAAUAUAGGAUAUUACUUACCAA